UCUUCAUCUUCAUCUUCUUCUUUUUUGCUCAGAGAACACAGCUCGCAGAGUCGCAGAUUCUAAUGGCUUUCCCGAUCCAUCAAGGAGUCUCCUUUUCUUCUUCCACUCCCCAGUGGGACUAUGAUGUCUUCUUGAGCUUUAGAGGUGAAGAUACCCGCAAUGGUUUUACUGGCCAUUUAUAUCAAGCUUUGUGUGACAACGGUAUCAAUACCUUCAUCGAUAAUGACCUCCAAAGAGGAGAAGAAAUUUCAGUGGAACUUGUUAAAGCUAUUAAAUCAUCAAUGAUUUCAAUUAUCAUAUUCUCUCAAAACUACGCAUUUUCAUCUUGGUGCUUGGAAGAACUUGUCGAGAUUCUUAACUGCAAGCAAAAUGGACAAUUGGUUCUUCCAGUUUUUUACAAAGUGGAUCCAUCUGAAGUACGCAAGCAAGAAGGUAAAUUCAAAUUAGCAAUGGCUAAACAUGAAAACAAAUUCAAGAAUAACACAGAGAAGGUGCAGAGGUGGAGGGCAGCUCUAAAUGAAGCGGCUAGUUUGUCUGGAUGGCAUUAUGAGGAUGGCGGCCCUGAAUACAAAUUCAUACAACAAAUUAUUGAAAAUAUAUCGAAUACCAAAUUAAAUGGCAGACAGUUAUUUGUUGCUAAAUACCCUGUUGGAGUAAAUUCUCGUGCCAAGGCCAUAGAAUUUCUUUUAGAUAUUAAGGUAAAUGAUGUUCGAAUGGUGGGGAUUCAUGGUCUUGGGGGGAUAGGUAAGACAACUAUUGCAAAAGUUGUUUAUAAUAGAAUUUUUGAUCAUUUUGAUGGAAGUUGCUUUCUAGAGAAUGUUAGAGAAAAUUCUGGAACAAGUGAUGGUAUAAUCCAACUACAAGAGAAACUUCUUUCUAAUAUCUUAAGGGGCAAACAUUUGAAGGUGGAGAGUGUAUCCCGUGGAAUCAAUAUGAUAAAGGAAAGGCUUCAUAGUAAAAGGGUUCUUGUAAUUCUCGAUGACGUGGAUAAAUCAAAACAAAUUGAAAAUUUGUUUGGAAAUUGUGAUUGGUUUGUUUCAGGAAGUAGAGUCCUUAUAACAACAAGAGAUGCACACUUGCUAGCUACUCUUGAAAAAGAAUGUGCAACUUACAAGGUGAAGGAAUUGGACAAACAUGAAGCUCUUGAACUCUUUAAUCAACAUGCCUUCAAAGGAAAUAAACUUGAGGAAGAUUAUUUUGAACUUGCAAACCAAGUCAUACAAUAUGCCGGGGGCCUACCAUUAGCCUUAACAAUAAUAGGUUCUGAUUUGUGUGGAAGAACAAAAUCUGAAUGGAAAGGUGCAAUACAUCAAUAUGGAAAAAUUCCUAAAGGAGAUAUUCAUGAAAUACUUAAAGUAAGUUAUGAUGGAUUGGAAGAAACUGAAAAAGAUAUUUUCCUCGAUAUUGCAUGUUUCUUCAAGGGAAGGAACAAUAAUUAUGUUGUAAAUAUAUUAGAUGCUUGCAAUUUAUAUCCAACAAUUGGUAUUCCAAACCUUGUUAAUAAAUGUCUCGUAACUAUUGGUCAUGAUGGCAUAUUGGGGAUGCAUGACUUGGUACAACAAAUGGGUAGGGAAAUUGUUCGGCAAGAAUCACCAAAAAUCCUCAAAAAACGUAGCAGGUUAUGGCAUUAUGAGGAUGCUCUUGAAGUACUAACUGGAAGUAAGGGGUCGGACAAAAUUGAAGGUCUAAUGUUGCAUUCGCCUAAUCCAAUAACAGUGCAACUACAUGCUAAAGCUUUCAAAAAGAUGAAAAAUCUAAAAUUUCUUAUAGUUCGUAAUGUACUCAUUUCUGAAGAACUUAAAUAUCUCCCCAAUGGGUUAAAGUUACUUGAAUGGCACCAAUAUCCUUUUUCCUUGCCAUCCAAUUAUUGUCAUCAACUUGUUGUACUCGAGAUGCCUCGUAGUUGCAUUAGAUUGGAGAAGCUAUUCAAGCAGGGGUCCUAUUACAAAAAUUUGAUAAAUAUCAAUUUGAGUGAGUGUGUCUCCAUUACAAAAUUACCUGACUUGUGUGCCCCAAACUUAGAGACAUUGGACAUUGCUGGUUGUGAAAAUCUAAUUGAAGUUCAUGAUGCCAUUGGAUCUCUUGAUAAGCUUAGAAGUUGGGAUCUCAUGGAUUGCAAAAAUCUUCAAACUCUUCCUAGCAGCCUUAAGUUGAAAUCUCUUCAAUAUUUUUGUCUAUUUCGCUGUGUAAGCCUUGAAAAGUUUCCCAAUAUUAACCCAGAAAUGAAAUGUAACAGUUUAUAUUUUAGUUAUAGUAAUAUUAGAGAAUGGCCUUUAUCACUGGGGCAUCUCAUUGGAGUGCUUACUGAGUUAAACCUAGAUAAUUGUCAAAACCUUGGUGAUUUCCUCGUUAGAUUUUCGGGAUAUGAGUUUACGAACUUGAGAGCAUUGCAAGUCUGGAAAUGUGAUGGAGAUAUAAUUGAAUCACAUAUUUUGAUGAAGCCCGAUUCCUUCCCCUUAUUGAUAGAUCUAAAUCUAGACGGCUCUAGUAUUGUUACAAUCCCAAGAAGCAUUAGUAGAUUUGCUACAUUACGACAACUUUCCAUGUGCUAUUGCAAUAAGCUUCGAGAAAUUCCAAGGCUUCCACAAUCUAUAAGACUUGUGAAUGCAACAGACUGCAUGUCGUUGGAUCUACCAUCAUCAUGCAGAUUAUUGAAUCAGUUUGGAGAAAUAUUCAUGGAUCCCUUGUUUUUUGAUGACUCUGAAUCAUAUGACGGUAGUUGUCAUCUUGUACUACCAAGAAUUGAGAUUCCGAAGGGGUUCAAAUGGAACCAUCAGAGCUUUGGAAAUUCUGUAUCAUUCGAGGUUGGUCGUGAAUUUCAAAAAUUAGUUCUCUGUUUUGCUUUUCGAUCAGUAAAGGCAGAAGCUACGGAAGCAACUUGUUUUGUUGUUUCCACCAAUGGUUUUUCUAAAAAAGAAACAACAUAUUUUAGCCCGUUAAAAGGAGGUUCUGAGCAUCUGUACUUACGUACUGUAUAUCUUUGGGAAUGGAAUGAUUCAAAUCCAUCUGAACAGAAUCAUGUUACGAUUACAGUUGAAAUCAAGUAUGGUGAAAUAAUCUCUUCUUCAUAUGACCCCAUAAUUACGUGGUUGGGAGCCCAUGUAGACUGUGUCUGUUGUCCUCAGAAUAUUGCUCACUUUACGCAUGGUUUUGGGUCUUCCUUGGUCCCUGAUGACAACGAUCGCCAUUCUUUUCCAUCUAAUGUGGGAUUUGAUGAUGGGUUUGAUGUGGGUUCCUCUUCUGACUUCAAUCAGUUUCCAACAUCAAAGAAGACAAGAACAUCUUGAUCAAAUUUCAAAGAAUUAUGCUUGCACCUGAAAGCAACCUUGAUGCCAAGGGAUGCAGCAAACACAUGGAAGUGGACACUGCAUUUAAAGCACCUGAUGUACUUAUCAGCGGAUUUCUUGGAAGUAUAGCACAUGAUCAUCUAUUGGAGGAGUGGAUCUCUCCCGCUUUUCAUGAUAUGCCUAUAUGUUGGCGUAAAACCUGUAAAACCUAUAGAGAAAUUGGUUAAUAAAAUUAUUGUUGAAUGCUUCAUAUGGUUCUAUGUAUUAUAUGAGGCAUGUAUGAAGAUGUAAAGAUAAAGGUUUAGCUCCAUUUGA
Molecule: messenger RNA, 3602 nt
Organism: Quercus lobata
Lineage: Eukaryota; Viridiplantae; Streptophyta; Magnoliopsida; Fagales; Fagaceae
Product: TMV resistance protein N-like
Exons: 7
Coding region: 63-3287 (1074 amino acids)
Biological process (GO): signal transduction; defense response
Molecular function (GO): ADP binding
Source: RefSeq, a predicted model, not a curated record